Molecule: messenger RNA, 1082 nt
Organism: Drosophila albomicans
Lineage: Eukaryota; Metazoa; Arthropoda; Insecta; Diptera; Drosophilidae
Product: elongation of very long chain fatty acids protein
Exons: 2
Coding region: 105-938 (277 amino acids)
Biological process (GO): fatty acid elongation, saturated fatty acid; fatty acid elongation, polyunsaturated fatty acid; very long-chain fatty acid biosynthetic process
Cellular component (GO): endoplasmic reticulum membrane
Molecular function (GO): fatty acid elongase activity
Source: RefSeq, a predicted model, not a curated record
CCGAUCAGAAUACUACCGGCCAUCGCGGCGUGCAAAUCGUUGAGGAAAAUCUCCCCGCAGAAAAGUGAAGUGAAUCGCGAAGGAAUAAUCUGUGAUCCUGUGAAAUGCCGCCCAACGUAGUCGCUUACAUUUACGGCUUGGUGCGAGAUCUUUACGAUCAGCACAAGGAUCCGCGUGUAUCGCACUAUCCGCUCAUUGGCAAUUUGUGGAGUGUGAUGGCCAUCAUUGGCGUCUAUUUGGCCUUUGUGCUGCAUUUUGGCCCCAAAUGGAUGGAGCAUCGACGUCCCUUUGAGCUGAAAUUCGUGAUGCAGCUAUACAAUGUGAUACAAGUGGUGGCCAACACGGUUGUCUUCAUCUACGGCAUGUGCUACACGAUAUUCAAUCCUGGCUACAGUUUCCUCUGCCAGCCUGUCGAACACGAGAACACAACGCCUCAGAUGAUGCGCUUGAUCUAUGCCUCUUAUGGCUACUAUAUGCUCAAGUAUCUCGAUCUACUCGACACGGUGUUUAUUGUGCUGCGCAAGAAGAACUCGCAGGUGAGCUUCUUGCAUGUCUAUCAUCACGCUGGCAUGAUAUUUGGCGUGUCCAUCUUUAUGACCUUCCUGGCGGGUUCACAUUGCUCCAUGCUGGGAUUGGUGAAUCUUCUGGUGCAUGCUGUGAUGUAUGCCUAUUACUUUGCCUCCUCACAUGGCGCCGUUAAGCAUUUACUCUGGUGGAAACGACACAUUACAAAGCUGCAACUGCUUCAAUUUGGCUACCUUACACUUCACUUUCUGCUGGUUCUCUUACGCAAUCCGUGUAAUUUCCCCGUCUUUAUUGCGUUCAUAGGUUUUAGCCAAAAUAUCUUCAUGUUUGCCAUGUUCUUUGACUUCUACUACAAGACUUAUAUGCGAAAGGCGCGCAAAAGCGAAGCAAAUACAAAGUCUGCACUCAGUUGAGUUGCCCGCCGAGAGCUGAGUGGAAAAUUAAGUUCUAAGUUCACAUUACAAUACAUAUACAUAUAAGCAAUUAUGCAAAUAGUGAGAUCGAUUCCCUUUGAUUUGUUUACCUAAUAUGAAUAAACAUUUUAGACUGACUCCAUA